AUGCUAGGUCUUUCUCUCGCCCUAGCUGCCUGCGUGGCAGUCACGCAGGCUCUACCAGGCUACCCCGUGGCGCGCGACACCUCAGACACCUGUUCUGGUGUGCAUGCGCGCGUGUCUCCUCCAGCCGGGGCAGUUGUCGUGGACAACAGCGCGAGCCCUCAUCCAGGGUCUCAUGCAACUGUGCAGGCCGGUGUCAAUGCGCUCAACACCACCACGGCCAGCCCCCAGCAGCUUUUCAUCUUCCCCGGCACCUACACCGAGCAGGUCUACAUCCCCCGCUUGAAGUCGAACCUGACCGUGCAGGGAUACACCUGCAAUGCCAAAAGCUAUGAGCACAACAAAGCCACCAUCACGUACAACCUGGCCCUGAUCAACACCACCAGCGACGAUCUGACCGCCACGCUGCGCCAAUGGAACCCCAACACCAAGAUCUACAACCUCAACAUCGUCAACACGUUCGGCCAUAUCCCCAAGAACGGGCAGAACCUGGCGGUCUCUGCCGAGGCUGAUGGCCAGGCUUACUAUGGGUGCCAGCUGAUCGGAUACCAGGACACGCUGCUGGCCGAGACGGGCCGCCAGCUGUACGCCAAAAGCCUCAUCGUCGGCGCGGUGGACUUUAUCUUCGGGCAGAGGGCGCUGACCUGGCUGGAGAGCAUCGACAUCCGCACCAUCGCCAAUGGCUGCAUCACCGCGUCCGGCCGCGACAGCGACUCCAACCCUUCCUGGUACGUGAUCAGCCGGUCCAACGUCUCCGCCAUCAACGACACCAUUCCCGCGGGGAUCAGCUACCUCGGCCGUCCGUGGCGGAACUAUGCUCGUGUCGUCUUCCAGGAGACUUACCUGGGGAAUAACAUCGCUGCCGCUGGCUGGUCCCAGUGGUCCAAGAGCACCCCGAACACGGAUCAUGUCACCUUUGCCGAGUAUGAGAACUACGGACCGGGCUCUGUGUCGCAGGAGGGGCCGCGCGCCAACUACAGCCAGCAGCUGACUGCGCCGGUCUCGAUCCGGUCUAUCCUGGGAGAUAAUUUUGAGGAUGAGUGGUGGGUCGAUGCCGAUUACCUGCAUCCUAGCGACCUCAAGGAUAAGUCCAAGGCCACGUCGACUUCUUCCUCAGCUGCUACCACAGCUACCGCAACUACCACAGCAACCACAGCUACCACAACACCAGCCUCCCCCUGCACCUGCACAUCCUACUCGCAGAUCCCCUCCGCCGUCGCCUCCUGCACAAACAUCGUCCUGUCCAACAUCGCCGUCCCCGACGGCUCCGCCAUCGACCUCUCCGCCCUUCUCCCCGGCACAACCGUCACCUUCGACGGCACCACCACCUUUGGCUUCACCAACUCCUCCUCCUUCAACCCCGUCACCAUCUCCGGCGCCAACAUCACCAUCACCGGCACCCCCGGCGCCAUCAUCGACGGCAACGGCCCCGCCUACUGGGACGGCCAGGGCUCCAACGGCGGCGUCCCCAAACCCGACCACUUCAUCGUCGUCAAGAAAGUCACCAGCCACUCCGCCAUCCGCGGCCUAACCAUCCGCAACUGGCCCACCCACCUCUUCUCCAUCUCCUCCUGCUCGGACCUAGUCUUCGAGGACCUACUGCUCAACAACACCGCCGGCGACGCCCCAAACGCACGCAGCGGCACACUCCCCGCCGCACACAACUCAGACGGCUUCGACGUGUCCUCGUCGAGCAAUAUCAUAAUCCGCCGCAGCACAGUAUACAACCAGGACGACUGCGUCGCCAUCACCAGCGGGAACAACAUGACCGUAUCGGAGAUGGAGUGCCACGGCGGCCACGGACUGAGCAUCGGGUCUGUGGGCGGGAAGAGCAAUAACAACGUGACUAAUAUCUUGUUCACCGACUCAGCAGUCUACGACUCGCAAAACGGCUGCCGCAUCAAAUCCAACUUCAACACCACCGGGUACAUCGCCAACAUCACCUACGCGAACAUCCGCGUCCAAAGCGCCUCCAUCUACGGCAUCGACGUCCAGCAGGAUUACCUCAAUGGUGGUCCGACGGGGAGCCCCUCCAACGGGGUGCUGAUUGAGAACGUGAGCUUCCGGAAUGUCUCUGGCACGGCUGCCUCGGCUGCUACGGACUAUUAUAUUCUCUGUGGCGAGGGGUCGUGUGAGAACUUUACCUUUGAGAAUGUGGAUAUCUCUGGCGGUGGGGUUAGUAGCAGCUGCAAUUAUCCUGCGAGUGGAUGUCCAUAG
This is a messenger RNA of Aspergillus viridinutans, 2214 nucleotides long. RefSeq lists its product as uncharacterized. Gene Ontology annotation, biological process: pectin catabolic process; cell wall modification. The coding region runs from base 1 to 2214 and encodes 737 amino acids. NCBI's taxonomy places the organism in Eukaryota, Fungi, Ascomycota, Eurotiomycetes, Eurotiales, Aspergillaceae. Gene Ontology annotation, molecular function: pectinesterase activity; polygalacturonase activity. The record is from RefSeq and is a predicted model, not a curated record. Gene Ontology annotation, cellular component: extracellular region. The transcript is spliced from 2 exons.